Messenger RNA from Aspergillus sclerotioniger CBS 115572, 2207 nucleotides. Its product is annotated as Zn(II)2Cys6 transcription factor. NCBI's taxonomy places the organism in Eukaryota, Fungi, Ascomycota, Eurotiomycetes, Eurotiales, Aspergillaceae. The transcript has 7 exons. The record is from RefSeq and is a predicted model, not a curated record. Gene Ontology annotation, molecular function: DNA binding; zinc ion binding; DNA-binding transcription factor activity, RNA polymerase II-specific. Gene Ontology annotation, biological process: regulation of DNA-templated transcription; DNA-templated transcription. The coding region runs from base 37 to 2118 and encodes 693 amino acids.
AUCGGCAACUCGGUGUGACCUACACAGUGCUCUAGAAUGCCCUCGCAGGAAAACUCCGGACACCGCCAAGUGAUAACCCGAGCCAAACAGGCCUGUCUCCACUGCAACAAACGCCGCAUCCGCUGCAAUGUCCUGCAGGUGCGGCCCUGCCAGAACUGUGCGGCGCUGAAUAUACCGUGUGAGAUAGGCGUCUCCAAGCGAGGAAAGUACCCUCGUAAGAAGACAGCUGCCCGUCGUGGCGCAUCAAAGGACGGGCUCUCAGAACAGUUGACAUUGGAAUCGUCGGCUUCGUCUGGGUGUGGAGUAGCUACUCAAGCAGAUGACCAUUUGACUCCGUCGUCAACAUGUUCCCCCGUGCCACAGCGGCUUCUUCAGCCGGGUAAACAUGCUUUUACUCAACCCCAACAACUGAUCUCCGAGGAUCUCAGCGACUCCCAUCAAAUAGUGUUCUUUGGCGAAUCAAGUCCGCUAACGGUAGUCAUCGACGAAGGACGGCACUCCCCUGAAAAAGGAAUCGGGGAAAUGCACCGGACUCGUCUCCACUAUCCUAUUCCAGACAGAUUGGCUGUCAAUAUGCCCGAUGAAGGCCUCCGCGCGCACAAGAUAAAGCAGGAGGAGCAGCUGAGAUUGGAUGGGGCUUUCUCAUACCCACCAAAUGACACAUGCGAGACUCUUCUACAAGCCUACUUUGACUGGUUCCACCCGUGCUUCCCAAUUCUGAAUCGAACGGCUGUGCAUCAGGCCUAUGGCCAGGGAGGUUUGUCACCACUUCUUCUCCAGGCCAUGCUCUUCAUCGGAGUCAGCCUGUGCACGGAUGAGGCGUUUGCCCGGACAGAGUUCUCCGUUCGGUACUGGGCCAAGUUCCUGUUCUACAAUCGAGCCAAGGCGCUCUAUGAUGCUGACUGGGAGUCCAACAAGACUGUCAAGGUGCAGUCGCUGUUCCUAUUGAGCUUUUGGCGAGGAGGACCAUCUGAGGAACGGGAUUUGCGCUUUUGGCUUGGCAGUGCCAUCAGCUUGGCGCAGAAGCGUGGGAUGCAUUUGAUGACGAAAUUCUCCUUUCAUUCCCCACGGGAAGAAGGGCUGUGGAAGCGAAUAUGGUGGGCUCUUUAUACCCGAGAUCAGCAAAGUGCCGCAGGACUCGGUCUGCCGCCGCGCAUUCGGGACGAAGACUGUGAUGUCGCUAUGUUAAGUCCUGCUGAUAUUCGAGAGGCCGAGAGUGAUUCGAAUUUGCCGGGAGAGCAGUCUAUGGGGGAUCUCACCUAUCCGAUAGAAAUGGCCAAGUUGGCUAAAAUAUUGCGCUACCUGGUGGUUACACUAUACUCGCCUACCGAAACUGCCUCUGAUAGUACAUCACGAGCUGCUUUGCAUCAACAACUAGUAGAUUGGGAAUCCAGUAUCCCUUCAGAGCUGCGACUGGGGAAUGCAAGCACCCCGAGGGAGAAAUUCCUAGCCGGACUGUUGCACAUGACGUAUUACAACCUGUACAUCUUGUUAUAUCGGCCUUCCUUCCUGCAUCCUCCGGACGGAGGCCUGGACAGCCAGGGUCAGAUCGCCCUGGAUGCCGCCAUCAAGAGCACCCGAAUCUUGGAAGACCUACUCUCGCACAACCUAGUUCAACAUGGUCCUCCUCAUCUAAUCACCCAUUCUUUUUCAACCCUCUGCAUCCACACCAUCCACUUCCGUCGAUCGUCCGGGACAUGUCGCAAGUUAGCCGAACAUCGCGCCCGACUCUGUCUUCUGAGCCUGCAAGAGCUGCAGAAAUCCUGGGACCUGGAGAACUGGGUAUUGAAUCUGUUCUUCCGGUGCUUGGACGACAACACCGCCCGCUCUCUCCGAAUAACAGAUAUCAUUCCAGUGCCGCAACUGCAGGCAGAGAUCCACAGUCCUGUGGCCAAUCCAGGGCCAUCCGAUCCUGCUAUUAAUGUUAUUUCCGAGGCUGGGCAGACGCCUAUUCCUCAACCGGGUUUUCCCCACUCUUUCACGGCAGACCUCGGCGUGGCCAGUGAUUAUUACGGCUGGUUCAAUGUCAGUGAAGACUAUACCGACUUGCUCGGAGUUCCUCCGCAAGACACAUCGCUCAAUCUGCAGAAUUUGGAGUUUCUCUACCGAUUUUUGUAACUGCAUCUGUGGCUGCUUUGGAUCCACUUGUUGAGCUAAAGAUAACGUGAUGGCGCUAAGGAUGCCAAUCCCUGCUGGUCCCUGCUGCU